Messenger RNA from Wyeomyia smithii (pitcher-plant mosquito), 1189 nucleotides. RefSeq names its product antigen 5 like allergen Cul n 1-like. Lineage: Eukaryota; Metazoa; Arthropoda; Insecta; Diptera; Culicidae. The record is from RefSeq and is a predicted model, not a curated record. Bases 216 to 959 code for a protein of 247 amino acids. The transcript has 2 exons.
ACACUAAACCCUAUGAUUCGAAUUAAAUUCCACGCACCAAUAAUUAUAGUUCUACUUGAUUGGAGCGCCGGCUCGAAUGUGCCCUGCGGGAUCAUUAUGAAUAAUCGAGGAUCAAAUUAUCACCAAUUGGCCAAUUGGAGGUAGACUAUAAAUUGAAAGCUCAACAACCCGGUGCAAGUUAUUCAGUUUUCCAAACUUGAACUUUCGUAUCCAGGAUGCUCCAGGGGGUCGUUUUGUUGUGUGCUUUUGCGGCGGUCUUUGUCCAGGCGCAGGAUUAUUGCGAUUCGGAAUUGUGUGACCAAGGAGUUGCCCACAUCGGUUGUAAUGCCAACACUGAGCUGUCCAGCAACUGCAAGGAGGGAUCCAAGUAUACCUUUGACGACAAACUGAAGAAGAUUCUGCUGGAUGAACACAACAAGUAUAGAAAUCAGGUGGCCAAGGGGGAACUCGACUGGUUACCGUCGGCUUCUACUAUGGUUCGAAUGGAUUGGGAUGACGAUUUGGCCUAUCUGGCGGAACUGAAUGCCAUCCAGUGUGAGUUCGCCCACGACAAGUGCCAUAACACGAAGAGCUAUCCAAAUUCCGGCCAAAAUAUCGCUAGCUGGGGUACAUCCGAAAAGGACAUCGAUAUUGAAGCGACGCUGAAAACGCUGGUACAAGAGUGGUGGGACGAGCGUCACUUUGCCACCCCGAAGUUGAUCAAAAAGCUGUAUGACAAGGAGAAGGCACUGCACUUUACCAUGCUGACCCGGGAUAUCGCCAGUCGCGUUGGUUGUGGAAUGGUAAAGUACCGCCAGGGCGAGUUCUUCUGGGUUCAGCUGGUGUGCAACUAUUCGUACACUAACAUGAUCGGAACACCGGUCUACAAGCAGGGUAAGGCAUGCUCGGGGUGCAAAUCCGGCUGCGACAGCGAAUACGAUGGGCUGUGCGGAAAGGACGAAUCGGUGGAUGUGUCGUAAGAACUAACCGACCGAUUGGGGAGCGCCUAUGUUGAGAUGUGAGCUUACAGAAGGUGCUUUGAAGUGUAAAACAAAUGGUGGUGGGUUGAAAUGAAAAAAUCACAAGAAGGUUGUAUGCAAAGCCACGACCGCAAGGUUGAAGUAGAAUACUUUUACAAGAAAGAUAACCUGGCUGCUUGCGUGUCAGUCAUUUUUUCUAGUAAAUAAACGUUGACCGUUCAUUGGCAGAA